AGUGAACUUCUUCUCUUAUCCUCUUUCUCCCCUGUUUCACAAUCACCGGUUCAUCGCUCCUCUUUAUCGAUCAACCCCUCAAUACUCUUUCUUUUUAAGAUGUUUGAAUGUGCACAAUACGUAAGAGUAUAAUUCAGCGAAACCAAUUAAAACCCCCCUUGAUUUCUGUUUCUUUCAAUUAGGUCAUUUGAUUACAAAACAUGGCUCUGGUGCCCACUCGUCUAGACUCCUUUCACAGCUCAGUCUACAAGCUCCACUUCUUCAGGUACUGUUCUUAUAACCCUUUCAAGAAGCACAAAAUCAUUGCCAAUUAUGAAACCAAUUCCACCUCAAACCCACACAAAAAAUCCAAACUUGUUAUUAGAAGAAACACCAACAAUGAAGCUUCACAGUCCACAAGUAAUCAUAAUAAUAAUAACACUGGUACCUGGUUAGAGAAAUGGGACAACAACAACAACAAUAAUAAUAAUAAUAUUAAUACCCAUAAGCAAAGCUGGCCUAAACAGGCCGAAAAGGCCUUCGAUUAUAAAUAUACCGAUGAUUCCGAUUAUGAAAAUAAUCAUGAUAGUGGUAGUACAAUGGAUAGGAUUGUUGAGAAGUUAAAGAAAUUUGGGUAUGCUGAUGACGAUGUUAUACAAAAGAAGGAGGAUAACAAUAGAAUUGAAAAGGGGUCAAUUGAGGAUAUAUUUUAUGUUGAAGAAGGGGUGUUACCGAAUGCGCGAGGUGGGUUUUCGCCAGAAUCGCCUCUAGGUAUUGAAGAUGUGUUUAGGGGUAGUAAUGGGAAGGUUAGAUUUCCGUGGGAGAAACCGUCGCCUGAAGAUGAAAGUAGGAAUUCAGUGAAGCUUAAAAGUAAGACUUGCGUGGCUGAGUUGACUCUUCCGGAAGCGGAGUUGAGGAGGUUGAGGAAUUUAGCGUAUAGGUUGAAGAAUAAAACGAGGAUUACGGGUGCUGGUGUUACUCGAGAAAUGGUGGCUUUGAUUAAGGAUAAGUGGAAAUCGGCAGAAGUUGUGAAGUUGAAAGUUGAAGGAGCGGGUGCGCUUAAUAUGAGACGGAUGCAUGAGAUUUUAGAGAUGAGAACCGGGGGGUUGGUGAUAUGGCGAUCUGGAAGUACCGUUGCUUUGUAUCGGGGCAUAGGAUACCAAGAUCCAUCUGUAAAACAAAGAAACCGUGAAUAUAACAACGACAAAUCAGAAAAAUCAUAUAUUUCCGAUGCUGAUGUCGCAUCUGGUUCAAUGGACAGUUUACAAAGGCAUGAAUUAGAUGCAGAAAAUACUGGAACAAAAGAUGAAGUAAACUAUGAAAAAGAAGUGGAUAAACUCUUAGAAGGGUUGGGCCCUAGGUACAUGGAUUGGCCCGGGUGCGACCCGUUACCCGUGGAUGCAGAUUUACUUCCGGGAACAGUUCAUGGCUACCAACCACCAUUCAGAAUACUUCCGUAUGGCAUAAAAGCUACGCUUGUGGGAAGGGAAGCUACUAAUUUAAGAAGGCUAGCGAGAUUUCUCCCUCCACAUUUUGCGUUAGGUAGAAGCAGACAACAUCAAGGUUUGGCAACGGCAAUAGUUAAAUUGUGGGAAAGGAGUUCGAUUGCGAAAGUUGCGUUAAAACGUGGAGUUCAACUAACUACAAGUGAGAGAAUGGCUGAAGAUAUCAAGAAAUUGACAGGAGGCAUCCUUCUGUCUAGAAACAAAGAUUUUCUGGUGUUUUACAGAGGAAAAGAUUUCUUGACACCCGAUGUUGCAGAAGCGUUAUUAGAAAAAGAAAGGUUGGCAAAAUCUUUACAAGAUGAUGAAGAACAGGCUCGACUGAGAGCAUCGACUUUUAUCACACCAAGAGUUGAAACACAAGACCAAACCGGAUCUGCGGGUACACUUAGCGAGACUCUUGAUGCAAAUGCCCGGUGGGCCAAACGACUUGAUGAUGAUUAUAAGCAAAAAGUUCUUCAAGAAGCAGAAACUCUUAAACAGGCCAAUCUUAUAAGAAAACUCGAGAGGAAGCUUUAUUUUGCUGAUCGAAAGCUAAUGAAAGCCGAAAAAGCCUUAUCCAAAGUGGAAGCAUUUCUAAACCCUGCGGAUCGUCAAGCUGAUCCAGAAAGCAUCACGGACGAGGAAAGAUUUAUGUUUCGAAAACUAGGUUUAAGGAUGAAAGCUUUCUUGCUUCUUGGUCGGCGUGGAGUGUUUGAUGGCACAGUGGAGAAUAUGCAUCUUCAUUGGAAGUAUAGGGAGUUGGUUAAAAUCAUCGUAAAGGCCACAAAUUUUGAGGAGGUUAAGAAUAUAGCGUUAUCUCUUGAAUCAGAGAGUGGAGGGGUGUUGGUGUCUGUUGAUAAAGUUUCAAAGGGAUAUGCAAUUAUUGUGUUUCGAGGUAACGAUUAUAAACGCCCUUCUGCGUUAAGACCAAAAAAUUUGCUAACAAAGAGGAAGGCUUUGGCACGUUCUAUCGAGCUUCAAAGACGUGAGGCUCUUCUGAAUCAUAUUUCUACCCUGCAUUCCAGGAUGAGUAAACUGCGAUAUGAAAUUGAACAUGUUUCGACUAUAAAAGAUGAAGGUGGUGAUGAACUAUUCAUUAGCUUAGAUGCAGCAUAUUCCACCGAAGAUGAGGAUAGUGAGGUGGAAGAGGAAGAGGAACAGGAACAGGAAGGGGAGGAUGCCUACCUUAAUACGUAUGACAGUGGAGACGAUGAAAACGAUAACUUGGAAGAUUCAGAAACAGAGUUUGUGCACACUAUAUCAUUGUAGCUUGUACUUGAAAUUUUAUGAAAAGUGUUCUCGAGCAGACCAUAUCAUGUCUGAUUCUGUCGAUAUAUUGUUGUAUUAGUUGUCAAACCAAAUUUGGUCCAUGGAUUCUACUAUUUGAGCAAAAACAUAUAAAGGCGAGGAAAAUAUAAUUGAUCAUUCUUUGAAAUUCGCAA
Helianthus annuus (common sunflower) is the source of this 2905-nucleotide messenger RNA. Its product is annotated as CRM-domain containing factor CFM3A, chloroplastic/mitochondrial. The coding region runs from base 201 to 2732 and encodes 843 amino acids. The record is from RefSeq and is a predicted model, not a curated record. Lineage: Eukaryota; Viridiplantae; Streptophyta; Magnoliopsida; Asterales; Asteraceae. Gene Ontology annotation, biological process: RNA splicing, via transesterification reactions. Gene Ontology annotation, molecular function: mRNA binding. The transcript has 9 exons.